This is a messenger RNA of Botrytis cinerea B05.10, 1683 nucleotides long. RefSeq lists its product as hypothetical. Lineage: Eukaryota; Fungi; Ascomycota; Leotiomycetes; Helotiales; Sclerotiniaceae. The transcript has a single exon. The record is from RefSeq and is a predicted model, not a curated record. Bases 210 to 1463 code for a protein of 417 amino acids.
GUCUUCUUAGUAGAGAACAUGCGCUUUAUCAUUUUGGCCAAUAUAAACAAAGACUCUUUAAUCCAAAAGCGUAAGAUAUGCCCUUGUCUCAAUCAAGAUCAAUGGACGUAGUUUUUGGAGUCUCGCCAACUUCAAUAUAUUGGACCUCAUCGAAGGCCCGUCAAAAAUCGCCAAAUUUUGAUGUAGUUAGAUGAAAGGGCAAUUGAAAAAUGGCAAGAGACGAAUUUAUACAACAAGCCAAGAUCAUUGUGUGCUUCCCCAAUAUUGGAGUGAGCGCCCUCCGCAGAAAUAGGGAACAAAUACUCCCUGACACCAAUGUCACUUUCUUUCGAUCUAGCUUCUAUUUCAAUGAUCCUCCAUCUGUUGUGGGAAUAGAGGAAAGAGAUUUCAUAUCUUCUCCUGCGCCUCCACCCGUGUCAUGGGAAAAAUUAGAAGAAAUUCGACAACGAGUGCUGAGAGAUUUGGAACAGGCUGUGGUGGAACCCGGAGUCAUAAUUCUAGAUGAUAACUCUAAGCCUAGACUCAAUCUGAUCGACGCUAUGGAAAUUGAAGACUGCGAUUAUAAACUCGUUUCCCCUGCACGUAGUCAGAUCACUCGGGAACUCAUGCCGGAGCAUUAUGGAAUUCCAAUGAGGAGGCAGUGGCUGGGUGCGCUGGAGCGUCUGAAAGACGAUUGGGAUGAAUACGCGAUUCCUGCCAGGAAAAAAUUCGAACUUUCUCCGGGUCAAACACUAUCGGAUGUCGUUGUGCAGAUCAUGCAAGAACCAAUUCCAAUACCAAGACCCGCCGACGAUCCCGGAGAGUAUGUAGAGGAGGACGACAAUGUAGAGGUAGUCGAUGAUGAGCCUCUCGGACGAGCUCGUAAUACGGAUAAUAGGAUUGGAUCCAAUGCACAAAUUCGAGCUUGGCCUCUAUCUUUUUCCAACGUCGUUGUUAAUUCGCCCUAUAGUCAAAACAAAAAUACUACCCGAACAAAAACCUUUUUUACAUGGCUCUUUUUCCUCGCUAACGUCUUACUUACCGUCGGCCUCGCGUAUAUACUUUACAACGUGGUACUAGACUACGAAGAAUUCAUCGAGAGCGACACAACACAGAAGAAAGAAAUUCUGAAAGAGCCAUCCGAGUGGGUGGAGGAAAGUCCAUUUUUCAUUUGGACGACAUGGCCGAAGAAACUAGUAAGAGUGGCUUUGCCUUAUGCUGGAAAGAGAAGACAAGUGAGCGAGGAACUAUUAGAGACGGUUGAGAAAUGGAUACAAACAGAGAGAUUUUUGAGGGGAAGCGACCCUGGAUGGCAGUUUUCGGAUGUACUUGAAAAAUUGAGGCAUGUGGGGUUUAUCACUUCGGAUAGUAUAAAGAAAGAAGCAUCUGGAGUGGUCUCUAAAGUGGCUUCUACAGCAUCUUCGACGCUUUCCGCACCAACGACCAUACCGACGAUUGACUUGAUCGGGGAGGAUUAUGAUUAGCGUUUAAAAUGCAUGAGAUGGGAUGGGAAUGCCAUGAUUUGAACUGGAGGCUUCUGGAUUAUGCAUCAGUAAAACGUGUUUUUACACAGCUCGGCGUGAAUGCUAGACAGGAUGAAGCAACUUCUGAAACUCCCAUAAACUAAGUAUCGCAUCAACCACACUUUCUCAUGAAGACUUGUACCAGGCACGCCAGGCUCGUUCAAAUGCCCUGUCGUCCGCA